Molecule: messenger RNA, 516 nt
Organism: Staurois parvus
Lineage: Eukaryota; Metazoa; Chordata; Amphibia; Anura; Ranidae
Source: the annotation of a GenBank genome assembly
AGGGAUUGGCAGAGAAGGGUGGAGGACACUGAAUGGAGGCCAGUGGAGGGAUUGGCAGAGAGGGGUGGAGGACACUGAGUGGAGGCCAGUGGAGGGAUUGGCAGAGAAGGGUGGAGGACACAGAAUGGAGAGGGGUGAGGACACUGAGUGGAGGCCAGUGGAGGGAUUGGCAGAGAGUGGUGGAGGACACUGAGUGGAGGCCAGUGGAGGGAUUGGCAGAGAGGGGAGGAGGACACUGAGUGGAAGGCCAGUGGAGGGAUUGGCAGAGAAGGGUGGAGGACACUGAAUGGAGGUCAGUUGAGGGAUUGGCAGAGAGGGGUGGAGGACACUGAGAGUGGAGGCCAGUGGAGGGAUUGGCAGAGAAGGGUGGAGGACACUGAAUGAGUGGAGGUCAGUGGAGGGAUUGGCAGAGAGGGGUGGAGGACACUGGAGUGGAGGCCAGUGGAGGGAUUGGCAGGAGGGGUGGAGGACACUGAGUGGAGGCCAGUGGAGGGAUUGGCAGAGAGGGGUGGAAGA